GUGUUAUCAAGUUGUACUCCGAGCAAGGUGUUAAAGUCCCUCCGAUUGAGCUGGACACCAUACCGGUCGGUGUACCGAUAGAGCAUCUGCCGUUACCCGAUUCUAGUGCCUCCGAUACAUCCAACGAGGAUUCAAGUUCCAUACAGGAAGAGAGCAACAGCCGAGAGAGCGAAUCCGGGGAAGCUGACUUCGAAUCGCACACGUUCUUAUUUCGAGCACCUGGAGAGGAAGGACUUGCAUCGCAAACGCCAAUGAUCAAAAGCAGAAAACGACUGUUUUAACUGUGUCUUCAAGCAUCGACGCACAUUGUGUUAUCAUAAGAUUAUAUACCCUCCACGAUGGCCACUAUACCGGCAGUGACUAGGAUUUCUUCCCGUCUGAUACGUAUUCUGGGCUGUAAUCCGGGUCCGAUGACGCUUCAAGGCACGAAUACGUAUCUCAUCGGAAGUGGACGAAAGCGCAUACUGCUAGACACUGGUGAUGCAAACGUGAAGGAUUACAUCGGGCAUCUGCGGACUGUUCUGAUGGACGAACGGGUUCUAAUCAAUGACAUAAUCAUAUCUCACUGGCAUCAUGAUCAUGUUGGAGGUGUGGAUGACAUCCUGGACUUCAUCGACAAUAAAGGUAUUUUUUUAAAUGAUCACACAUGCAACGUGUGGAAGUUUCCCCGUUCCGAUGCACCGGAGCCUGAAGUGCGUAACACAACGAUCAAACAGUUAAAAGACGGACAAAUAUUCACCACCGAGGGGGCCACGCUGAAGGUUAUUCACACUCCUGGCCACACGACCGAUCACGUCGUAUUGGUUCUUCAAGAGGACAAUUCGCUUUUCAGCGCGGAUUGCAUCCUCGGCGAGGGAACAACCGUAUUCGAAGAUCUCUAUCUGUACAUGAAAAGCCUCGAAACGGUGUUGAACGCGAAGCCAUCAAUAAUUUAUCCAGGGCACGGGAAUAUCGUGAAUGAUCCUGUCGAGCGCGUUACGGAAUACAUCAAUCACCGGAACCACCGUGAGAAACAAAUUUUUGGCGUGUUCGAGGAGAACCCUGACAAGCAGUACAACGAAAUGGACGUCGUGCGAGCGGUGUACAAGGAAACCCCGGAACACCUUUGGACAGCGGCCGCCUAUAACGUGAAUCAUCAUUUGAAAAAACUCACCAUCGAGGGUAAACUGCUCGAAUGUGUGGACGGUGAGGGUGGAAACUGCUGGAAGUACGUAGCGGCAGCUUCUCUCUGAACCGCGCGCGAUGAUGGCCAUGAUUGUGUA
Molecule: messenger RNA, 1262 nt
Organism: Anopheles nili
Lineage: Eukaryota; Metazoa; Arthropoda; Insecta; Diptera; Culicidae
Product: beta-lactamase-like protein 2 homolog
Exons: 4
Coding region: 339-1232 (297 amino acids)
Cellular component (GO): mitochondrial matrix
Molecular function (GO): single-stranded RNA binding; RNA endonuclease activity
Source: RefSeq, a predicted model, not a curated record